Messenger RNA from Exophiala spinifera, 1032 nucleotides. RefSeq lists its product as uncharacterized. Bases 1 to 1032 code for a protein of 343 amino acids. Lineage: Eukaryota; Fungi; Ascomycota; Eurotiomycetes; Chaetothyriales; Herpotrichiellaceae. Gene Ontology annotation, molecular function: RNA binding. The record is from RefSeq and is a predicted model, not a curated record. The transcript has 2 exons.
AUGGACGAUUCAACGGCAUCGCCAUCCACGCCGCGUCAAUAUGCCAACUUCCGCUCCGCGGCCUCGACGAACUGGCGCGUCAAAGACGACUCACCGCGCGUCGAACAGCAACAAUCACGCAGCCGUACUAACACCCCCCGUCAACAGAACGGUGGUGGCGGCGGCUCGCCAUACACUGGCGGUGCGGCUGAGGACGCGGUCCCGGGCACGAGGCUGUACGUUGGCAACCUGCUCUACACGGCGCAGAAAACCGACAUUGAAAACCUCUUUGCCGAACACGGCUUCACCGUCGCCGGCGUGAGUAUCUCCACCGAUCCCUUCACGGGUCGGAACCCGAGCUACUGCUUCGUCGAUCUGGACUCUCCCGAGGAAGCGCAACGCGCCAUUGCCGAACUCAACGGCGUCGAUGUCCUCGGACGCGUGUUGAAAGUGAGUCCCGGCGUCGCCAAGCGCGGAUCAGCAUCUGGUGGCCAGAACGGGACCGGCAGUGUCGGUAGAGAAACCCGCACGAAGACCUACGAGCGUGGAUAUGCGCGAGAUGUGAGAGAGGAACGAAGCGGCGACUACAAACCCACAUUCGACCGAUGGUCUCGCACGGACGCCAGCUCACACUGGCAAGCACCGCAGAAUGAAGGACGGAGACUGUACGUUGGCGGUCUGCCGCGCAUCGAACCCCAGGCCGCGCUCGACGAGGAGAUCCAAGUGCUCUUCUCCACGACCGACGUGACGCCCUCGGCCGUGUCGAAGCUGAUUUCGCCGCACCCCAGCAAGGCCUCGGAGCCCGGGAAUCACUACUACUGCUUCGUCGACGUGCCGCGGGCCGAGGACGUGGACGUCGUGAUCGAGCAGCUCGCGGGCAAGGAAGGGUCCUGGGGCGGUCCACUACGCGUCAGUCGCGCGAGGGGAGGCGACAGGAAGGUCACGAGGGAGCAAGGCCUGAACGCCGGUGGCGGAGAGCGAAGGUCGGCCGGGCCGGGCACGUGGAGACGAAGGGACGAUCAGGAUCAACAGCAGCAAGUGUCCAGUGAGUGA